UUGACGGAACGGUUCAUCAACACGGGAUAACUCGGCCAGUGGGAUGUGCUCUGCUACUGGAAACGCUACUGGGACGCUACUGUAGCUGCUCCUAGUCAGGCCCACUUCCAGCUGCAGUUCAGUUCGGUUCUGUUCUGUUCGUUGUUCAGGUGUUUGGCGCCAAGCUGCCCAUUUUGACGCGUUGCAGAGACAAAUUGUUUAUAUUGUGUCAAGUGCUGGGUGCACACCAAUGUCCUGGUCCUGGUCCUGGUCCACACACACACAUACCCAGGCUUAACUGCUGCUGCUAGGCAGUGAAAGUUGUCGCUGGCGGUUCUGUUGUGGCGCCGUCUGCGGAGUACUUGGCCAAACAGUUGGCAAAUCGCCGUCGUCUCCGUCUCCGUCGUCGUCGUCGUCUCCGUCGUCACUUUACGUAUUUGUUGUCGCGCGUUUUUUGCUCUCGUGCGGUGCUCCCCAAUCGGAUGACAUUAUCUGAGGCCCGCGGGAUAUCUGUUCUUGUUGUUGUUUGCUUUGUUGUUUUACUCAGUCAGACUUAAAUUAAAAGCGCACAAAGUCUUCGCACCUCGGGCACCCGGUCCACCCACAAGAGUCCGGAAAACUUAACCGUCUCCAACGGCUGGCUCCCCGGAGCAUGCAUCUUUAAUCAGCCCUGAUGAAUUUGGUGGAUGUGCAAAAGUUUGCAGCGAAUGAAUAAAGCAUUAAAUAAGCACUUCCAGGCACUUGUCAACGCAAAGUGAAAAUAAAAGUGACUCGUGAAUAUAUUGAGAUAAAUGUUUUACAAUUAAAUCGAAUAACUCAAGCGGAUUACUUUCUUCGACCACAAAGCUUGCUACAAACUCAAAUAGAAUAAUACAAUUUUAUUGCACUUUGUUGUUGCCGAUAUUUAAACAUAAAAUGGAACCCAAAUCCAGCUUAAGCUCACAGGAGGAACGUGCCCUCAAAAGUUCAGAGAAGCUCAAAAUGCUGGACAUUACGCGAGACAAGCCCGUCAAGGUGUCCGUCAAAGUGGCCGUGCCGGUGCGGGAUCACCCGAAGUUCAAUUUUGUUGGCAAGCUGCUGGGACCGAAGGGCAACUCGAUGAAACGGCUCCAGGAGGACACAAUGUGCAAAAUGGCCGUGCUGGGACGCGGCUCGAUGCGCGACCGCCGGAAGGAGGAGGAGCUGCGUGCCAGUGGCGACAGUCGUUACGCCCAUCUCUUUGAGGAUCUGCACGUCGAGAUUUCAACGUUUGCGGCGCCCGCCGAGGCACACGCUCGCAUUGCCUAUGCCCUGGCGGAAGUGCGUCGCUUUCUGGUUCCGGACUACCAUGAUGAUAUCCGACAGGAGCAGAUGUGGGAAAUGCAGGCACUGACGUCCACGCCCACGCUGAGCCACCUCGACGACUCGCAGAGCCCGACUAACACCAAUCGCGGCCUGGGCGGUGGCUUGGCAGACAUGGACACGUCCAACGACGACAAGUCUGACAACGAUACCAGCGGCAUGGACUGCCUCUCGCCGGACAAGCUCGACUGCGGCCAGUCCUGCAGCAGCAGUGGCGGCGGCGGCGGUGGCGGUGACACUCACCCACAUCAUCAGCAUCACCAGCACCAGCACCAGCCGCAGCCAGCGCACUUCCAUCAGCUACUCCAAACGCACGGAGGCGCCAGCGCUGCAGCUGCGGCUGCCGCCUGUGGGGAGCAUCUCGCUGGACAGGCGAACACUGCGACAGCAGCAGCACUGCACACCACAGCAAUGGCUGUGGCGUUGCAGCAUCAGCUUACGGCUGCCGGCAUUGGUGGACUUUUGAAGCCGUCGCCAGGCAUGGGAGUGGCCGGUGCCAUGUCUGGUCUGCCCACAGCGCAGGGCGGCUCCGCGGCACUGCAGCUGGCUGGUGAUGGGGAGGCAAACACAUCGACAUUGACGCUACUGGAACCGCCCGGAGCACUGCUGCAUCCUGCGCUGCGCAACGUGAAGGCCAUCAAUAUAGGUAGCGGCCUGGGACGCAAGCGACCGCUGCUGGGCGUUCCACGAUCCGGCAUGAAUCCGACAAAGCGCACCGUGAUGAGCCUGCUGGCGCGGGCCAAAAACUCCCAAGCGCUUCACACAGUGCGCCAGCCCGUGGUCACCGCCACAAGUUUUGCCGAGCCCCUCCAGAUGCUGGCCUCACCGUUCAUCAUUCCGCACCAGGGCAUGGAUCAGUCCAUCAUAGCGCUGCCCAAGGAGAGUCUCGCCCAAGGCGUCUAACCCUACGACUUUUAUACGCUGCGCACCGCAGAUGGUCGCACCUGACCGACAACAAUUUGCCCCGCCUCCUUCUUCUAAAGACACAACUAAGUUAGGCUUACCAAAAUACAAUUUAUGAAAUACGAUUUCUUAACAUAAGAUUCGAAUCUAUUGUGGAGCACAAGGCCCGACCAUAGCGAAUAUUUCCGCUUUGUAUAACUAACUCGUCAGCGUCUUUGAAGAAGCAGCUGUGUGGGAUCGGGGUUCGCCGACGAUUGCAUACCCUACCAAUACCAGAGAGCCUAUCUAGAAACACACGAUUUGUUUUUAAGCGAAUUACAAAAUUACAAAAUAAAUAACGCAAGUAUUUUUAA
Messenger RNA from Drosophila montana, 2576 nucleotides. RefSeq lists its product as uncharacterized. The transcript is spliced from 8 exons. Gene Ontology annotation, cellular component: nucleus. NCBI's taxonomy places the organism in Eukaryota, Metazoa, Arthropoda, Insecta, Diptera, Drosophilidae. Gene Ontology annotation, molecular function: mRNA binding. Bases 895 to 2223 code for a protein of 442 amino acids. The record is from RefSeq and is a predicted model, not a curated record. Gene Ontology annotation, biological process: regulation of alternative mRNA splicing, via spliceosome.